AUGUCUUCUCGUCUGCGACCUUUACAACGUCUUACUACUACACCUCUCAGUCCAAGACAAGUUGCGCUUCGAUCCUCACGAAUCACUCCAUUGCAAUUGAACAGAAUGGCGUCCAACAGUACCUCUCUAGCAACCCUCGAUAUUCAACAACACCCCGGCCUCCGCUCCUCUUCCGCGACCCUGUUCGAGGCAAAGGCAAAGAAGCAGGUUACAUUUGAAGAGAUUAGCAAGAAGUUGGGCAGAGAUGAAGUUGCAGUAGCAGCUCUGUUCUAUGGACAGGCAAAGGCCUCGCCCGAGGACAUCAAGAACUUGUCGGAGUACUUUGAUAUUGAUCACGCGACACUGGAGCAGCAGAUGAGCGGGUUCCCAGACCGCGGAAAGAGCGUUGAGAUGCCUCCCAAGGAGCCAUUGAUCUACCGUUUGUACGAGAUUGUGCAAAACUACGGCUAUGCAUACAAGGCGGUCUUGAACGAGAAGUUUGGUGAUGGUAUUAUGAGUGCCAUCUCAUUCUCCACGCAUGUUGAGAAAGAGGUGGACAAGGAUGGCAACACAUGGGUCAACAUCAACCUCCGAGGAAAGUGGUUGCCAUUUACCCGAUUUUAG
Messenger RNA from Exophiala viscosa, 603 nucleotides. Its product is annotated as cyanate hydratase. Bases 1 to 603 code for a protein of 200 amino acids. Lineage: Eukaryota; Fungi; Ascomycota; Eurotiomycetes; Chaetothyriales; Herpotrichiellaceae. The transcript is spliced from 3 exons. Gene Ontology annotation, molecular function: DNA binding; cyanate hydratase activity. The record is from RefSeq and is a predicted model, not a curated record.